GCAGGGAAGAGAAGACAACUUUGUUUCCGGACAAGAUAACGAGGGACACAUGGCAGAAUGCUAAGGCACAGAUUACAGGGUGAGGCAAUCCGCACAGACAAAAUUUGCCUGUGAAUUUGAAUUCCUCCAAACAUUUUUUUAUCCAAAACCAUGAUCACCAGCAGCCUCACCAACAUCCCAACUCUCCUCCGAGCCCACAGCACCACCAAGCUCCACAAUCACUCAGUUCUCCCACUGAUCAAAGCAUCAAUCUCAGCCCAAGAACAUGCAACCUCAAACCGCAGAAGAAUCAUACUAACCACAAUUUUAGCCACUUCAGUAGCUCCUCCAGCACUGGCGGAGAACUGGGGUGUCCGCUCAUUCUUAUGGGAACGUUUCUUUGAGCCUGAUUUAUCCCCAGAAGAUUCAGUUGCAAGAAUUAGGCAAACUGCUGAGGGACUACAUAGCAUUAGGAACAUGCUGGAAACCAUGUCUUGGAGAUAUGUCAUAUUCUACAUCAGGCUCAAGCAAGCUUAUCUCUCUAAAGAUUUGAAAAUUGCUAUGGCUACUUUGCCUAAAGGUCGCUGGAAAGAGUACGUUGAGUUGGCUAAUGGCCUGGUUGAUAACAUGGCUCGGCUUGAUCAAUAUGUUCGGUCGCCGAAGGUAUACGAAUCCUAUUUAUACUAUGAGAAGACGUUGAAAUCCAUAGAUGAUAUUGUGGCAUAUUUGGCAUAGAACAUGCUUAUAUGUGUUUUUAUACAUAUAUGUGAGGAUGCAACUCUCUUUUUUUUUUAAUUACAUUUAAUGCUUAUCUAAAAUUGAUGC
Manihot esculenta (cassava) is the source of this 804-nucleotide messenger RNA. Its product is annotated as photosynthetic NDH subunit of lumenal location 2, chloroplastic. NCBI's taxonomy places the organism in Eukaryota, Viridiplantae, Streptophyta, Magnoliopsida, Malpighiales, Euphorbiaceae. The record is from RefSeq and is a predicted model, not a curated record. Gene Ontology annotation, cellular component: chloroplast; photosystem II; photosystem II oxygen evolving complex. Gene Ontology annotation, molecular function: calcium ion binding. The transcript is spliced from 2 exons. Gene Ontology annotation, biological process: photosynthesis; photosynthetic electron transport chain. The coding region runs from base 151 to 714 and encodes 187 amino acids.